Molecule: messenger RNA, 621 nt
Organism: Exserohilum turcica Et28A
Lineage: Eukaryota; Fungi; Ascomycota; Dothideomycetes; Pleosporales; Pleosporaceae
Exons: 1
Coding region: 1-621 (206 amino acids)
Biological process (GO): glutaminyl-tRNAGln biosynthesis via transamidation; regulation of translational fidelity
Molecular function (GO): glutaminyl-tRNA synthase (glutamine-hydrolyzing) activity
Source: RefSeq, a predicted model, not a curated record
AUGGCGUGCCGCCGCGCGUUUGCGACUGUGAAGCUUUGCAGGCCGAUACACUAUCUGCAAAUACGGUCGUUUACACAGUCCCCCUUUCGACUAGACAAGGGGUCCGAAGAGCCUCAACAGCCACAAAAGAAUGUCGGCAUCCAUCCCGACGAGUUAGAACAACUUCUUGCAGAGCCCACCUGGUCGGUCGAGUCCCUCCUCCCACCAAAGACACGCGCUCCCGACGCCCCGCAAGUCACCUCGCAACAGCUCCACCACCUACUGCGAUUAUCGGCCCUUCCACCGCCAGAGACACCAGAACAAGAGAAGAAGAUGCUAGACACACUGGCAGCGCAACUACAUUUUGUGGGCAAGAUACAGGAGGUGGACACCACUGGUGUAAAACCUCUGCGGGCUAUACGUGAUGAGACUGCAGCUGCAGAAGAGGAGCAAAAGAUCACAUUAGAGACGCUCAAGGAUGCAUUGAGCAAAGAGAAGGUUGUAGGACGUCAUCAUAAACGCUUACAGCGAGACACUACGCCUGUCAACGCAAAGGAAGUUGAAGAAUGGGAUGUGCUGGGCUCAGCCGAGCGAAAGGCAGGCAAAUAUUUUGUUGUCGAAAGCGAACGACCUCAAGAAUAA